AUGAGCAACAUUGGUGUGGCACGAUCGUCUAUAAAUCUUGUUAGUCCUCUCACUCUAUCUUCCCCUAUCAAUAUUGGUGGUCCACAACUGGAAAGAGAUCAAAAACACUUCCCAUUUUCAAGGAGUACCAUGGAUUUAAAAGAAGUGGAACGAAAUAAUAAGGAUUUAGUUGUACCCUCAAACCGAACAGAUGACCCUUUCAAGGAUUUUCCUGCAACUACCGAUGUAUUAUCAUGCAAAACCAAAGUGAAUGAAUUAGAAGUACAAAUAGAAUAUCUUAAAGACAUAGUUCAAAGGUUGAGUGACGAAAUGGCUAGGUAUCAGGUAAAAUAUCCGCCAAUUGUUUCAAGUGAUUCCGAAGGAGCUUGUUCUACGUUAAUUGCUCCAUGGUUUUACAACUCCCAACACAUGAACCCUCUUCUUGUAUCAUACGAUCACAGAAUCAUGGAAUUAACAAACGAAAUUAAACUCUAUAAGGAAAAAAUUGAAACAAUGACAAUUGAAGUAAAAGCAGUGUCAUCAGAAAAUGAAGAUCUUCAACAUAGUUUGAAAAAUAUGAUUGAAAAACAUCUGUCAAAACCCAAUGAGCCAGGGUCUUCGAUUCCUUUCAACAUUCCUACUGAAGAAUGGGACGAACUUCAACAGAGAGUUGAACUAUUAGACAGAGAAAACAAGUUGUUAUUGGAGGAGCAAAGAGAGCUUCAAAAUGAAAUUGAUCGAUUGAGAAACGAAAAUAGAAGACCAUAUGUUGAGUCAUCAUUAUCUUCGACAGAUUCUGAUAGAACUCGUUUAAUGCUGGAAAGUGCAAAAAAAAAAAUUUCAUCCUUGCAAAGAGAAAAAGAAGAUUACCAAAGAGAGAUUAAAAGGGCUAGGCAUUUGGAAUCUGUUGUUGGUGAUUUAGAAAGAGCACUAAGUUCCAGUAAUCAGAGAUGUAAAUUGUUGGAUGAAGAAUUAGAAAAACAUAAAUGCUUGAUAGACGACUUGAAUCAUGAAAGAAAGCGAUUUUUCCAAACAGAAAAAACCAUCAAUUACAAGGAUAUAGAGAUGACAGAACUUCGUGACAAGUUGACAAUAGCACUCAGGGAAGGAGAUGAAAUAAGGGAAGAAAAAAAUAAGAUUUUACAUGAAAUAAGCCAAAUGGAGCAGAGAAUAGUUGCUUACCAACAGAGUGAAUUUGAAGCUUUACAAAAAGUGAAGGAAACUAUGGAGUUACUUGAAACAACAAAACUAGAAAGAGAUACUGCUAGAACAGCUAUAAAGAACAAAGAACAGGAAAUUGAAAGGUUAGAAGAAAAGAAUAAGAAGCUUUCUAAUGACUAUUCUGAAAGGUUUAAAAAAUUGUCUUCACAUUUUCAAGAAAAACACAAGGAAUCACUCCAAGCUUUGGAAGAUCAACUAAAAAUAUUACAAAUAGAGAAUGGCCAUUUAAAAUCAGAUGUAGACAGGUUAAAAAGAGAGAAAAAAACAACUGAGAAUGAGUUGACCAAGGUAAUUAAGGCUGCCGAGACUGAGCAAUUAAAUUCACCAUUUGUUGUUAAUGAUUUAAACCAACAGAUUAACCAUUUAACUAAUGAGAGAGAUGAAUCAGAGAGGAUGUACGAAAGAUUAAGAAACUCUCAUAGAAGAGCUCAACAACAAUGGGAGCAGGAGCGAGAACAAUUGAAUGCAAGAUAUCUUGAGUUACAAAAAAGAGUUUCAUCAAUUGAAUCAGAAUCCGAGGAACAAAGACAAAACAACAUAAGAUUAAACGAACAAAUCAAUAGACUUGAGCAACAAUGCCAAAAUGUUAAGUUUGAAAAAGAAGAGGUUGAAAGAUCAUUGAAAGACUCGAUACGAACCCAACAAGAACUUUCAUCUCAUGAUACAAGAGAUCUAAGGAAAAAGCUUGCUCUAACUUUAGAGGAAUAUAACAGAGCAGAAAACUCAUUACACCAACUCAAUAUGAGACAUCAAAAAGAACAAUUGCAGUGGAGAGAAGAGUUUAGUAAGUUUAAGGAAAAAAAGGAUAAGGAAGUACACGAUUUGACAUCAAUUGUUGAGCAAUUAACAAGAAGAAACCAAGAAAUGGAGGGUAAAAUCAAACUCCUUUUAAAGAAAGAAGAAGAACUUCUUAAUCAAAAGAAAGACCUUCAUAUCAGAGCUGACAAGUUAACAAUAUAUCUGGAGAGAAUGAAAAGAGAAAGAGAUAUGCUCGCAAAACACAUGGAAGGGAAGAUUACAGAUAUUAGUUUUGGUUUUGAGUAG
Molecule: messenger RNA, 2244 nt
Organism: Naegleria gruberi
Lineage: Eukaryota; Heterolobosea; Eutetramitea; Acrasida; Naegleriidae
Exons: 4
Coding region: 1-2244 (747 amino acids)
Biological process (GO): cilium assembly; clustering of voltage-gated sodium channels
Cellular component (GO): centriole
Source: RefSeq, a predicted model, not a curated record